UAAUGACCUGAGGUGUACUGACAGAGCAUGCAUACGCCCAUCUAUGAUCACAUACUACACACACACUAGGUAGACGUGAUGCUGAUGGCUGUGUUUUCUGGAAGCUGAUCUGAAUUUUCUGAUAAUAGCGCUGUAAAAGUUGAUACCAGGAUACACUCUUCUUCUGAAAUGUGGACAUAGGGGUCAUAAACACUUGGAGUGCAUUCCUUCACCUCGGGUUUCUGACCUGCUGCAACCAUGUUGAGACACUUUCCUCAGAUGCCAGCAAAGAUGCUGUAGACAAGAUUGAUCUGUUAAGGGAUGGCAGCAGUUCAGAGCUCUGGCUUUGAGGACCCCCACCUGGGGUCAUGCCCAGAUGGAGAUGAAAUCUCACUUUUGGAUGAAGACACAGACUCUGGAAGUUUGCUGUCUGAAGAUUCCGUGCUCCCUGAGUAUGAACUAGAGGAUGGGAAAAAGGGAACUGCCAACACACUGUAUGAGGCUUGUGUCCAGAAUGACCCAGAAGCGCUGAAGAGGAUUUUGGAACGUGGUGUGACCUGUGAUGAGGUCAUGGAAGUUGACAUUAAUGGAUGGAAUGGACUGAUGGUGGCUGCAUAUAAAGGCUUUCUUCAAAUAGUGUAUGAGCUGCAUGGGUGCCCACAUUUGAACAUUAACCACCAAGACAAUGACGGCAACACCGCCCUUAUGAUCGCCGCUCAAGCUGGUCAUGUCUCCAUAUGUAACUACAUCAUGAAUUACUUCCCUGGAGCAGACACAGAGAUCAGAGAUAACAGAGGAUUCACUGCCCUCAUUAAAGCUGCCAUACAGGGCAGGAAUGAUGUGGUGGCUGCUCUUAUAAUGCACGGUGCUGAUGUAAAUGCUGUAGACUCCAAUCGUGGUAAAUGUGCACGUGACUGGGCGCUGAAGACGGGCCGCUUUGACACGCUGAAACGACUGCGCCACCUUGCGCUCCAUCCCACAGCGGAGCAGUUCUGUGAUACCUACGUUCCCGAGUGGCCCAACCUCAAGGUGCUGGUCAGCAAAGCAACAGCCAACAGGAGUGCAGGUCAGAAGUUGACACAUCAUUUGAAGAAUAGGUUCGGUUUCAGCUUCCCACGUGACCCAGUGGAAAACGGUGUCAUGGAUCACAUGGUGCGAAUGACCACCAGUCUGCAUAGCCCACUCAUAGCUACAGCUACACGACCACUGUGCCCGAGCAGCCCUCCACAGAUGGGUAAACGGCGGCUGGCUGUGGCUGAGCUGAUGCAAAAGCACUCUGAGAAACUGCUGGAGGAGAGUUCACUGUGCCACCGAAACAGCUCCAUCUCCUCUGUGUCUCCAUCUUUCCAUUCAGCCGAGUUUGUGUCUAUGACCUGCUGUCCCGAUACUGAGAGACGGGGCAGUGUGCUGUCCAUUGGUAUGCGCACAUUCAUUCCUCGUAGCGUAGCAUCAAGGCGCAAUAGCAUUUUCCCCUCCGGCUGCAUCCCACAGAUCAAAGUCACCAAAUCCUCCGAGCCAACUCCGAAGAAAGAAAAGAAGAACAAAAAAGAUAAGGGCUACCUGGAGCCUCCAAAGUGGAAGUAUAAGGAGGCCAAGGAAGAGAAGAAGAAAGAGAAAAAAGCCUUGAAGGAAAAGGAAAAGGAGGAGAAGGACAAAGAGAAAAAAAGCAAAGACAAGGAGAAAAGAAAAAAGAAUAAAUACACUGACUGAAAGUGAUGCACUUUGGUUACAAUGUCUUCCCUUUAUUCAUAUCGAAGUCCCUUUAAGGCAAGUCAUUUCACUCAGUGGCCAUCUUUGAAAUGCCUACAGUUUAUAGUUGGAAUCAACAUUAAAAUUUAAUAACAGACUCGUAAGAUAAUAUAGAUUUCUUGACCUCAUUAUUUCCUCAUGGAGGUAAAUAUGUAAGAUGAAUUAGAAUCAGUCUAAAUUUAAUGAUCACUUAAAAUUGUAUUUCAUUUAUAAAAUGGAACCUUACAGUCUCUUAAGGACUUUCGGUUUAUAAAAGUUUGAAUCAUACACACACACACACACACACACACACACACACACACACACACACACACACACACACACACACACACACACACACACACAAAUUCAGGUUGCCCAAGCUGAUGCCGAUACACAUGUCCAAUCAUGCUAGUCUUCUGAAGUAACUUAUUCUUAAUGGCAAAUCUGCUCCACAAUCGACACUGACUGCUUUGUUUGUGUUUGCAUUUGUGUUUGAAUGGUGAAGGCAGGAAUUCAUGAGGUCAGACGGGACAGACUGUCCCUUAUGUUUGUUUCAAACACAAUCCAAACUCAUUAUGAAAACAUAUCGCUAUAUACAUUUCUGGAGAGUGCCAAAAACGUCCCAGGAGCCACAAUUUUUUUGCAGUUUUUGUUUUCAC
Molecule: messenger RNA, 2369 nt
Organism: Danio rerio (zebrafish)
Lineage: Eukaryota; Metazoa; Chordata; Actinopteri; Cypriniformes; Danionidae
Source: RefSeq, a predicted model, not a curated record